AUGGGAAAAGUCCACGGCUCGCUCGCCCGCGCAGGCAAAGUCAAAUCUCAAACUCCCAAAGUGGAGAAACAGGAGAAGAAGAAGACUCCUAAAGGUCGUGCCAAGAAGAGAUUGUUGUACACUCGUCGUUUCGUGAAUGUUACGACGCUUCCAGGCGGAAAGAGGCGCAUGAACCCCAACCCCGAGAAGUAA
Molecule: messenger RNA, 192 nt
Organism: Rhizoctonia solani
Lineage: Eukaryota; Fungi; Basidiomycota; Agaricomycetes; Cantharellales; Ceratobasidiaceae
Product: ribosomal protein S30
Exons: 4
Coding region: 1-192 (63 amino acids)
Biological process (GO): translation
Cellular component (GO): cytosolic small ribosomal subunit; ribosome
Molecular function (GO): structural constituent of ribosome
Source: RefSeq, a predicted model, not a curated record